Molecule: messenger RNA, 3702 nt
Organism: Musa acuminata subsp. malaccensis (wild Malaysian banana)
Lineage: Eukaryota; Viridiplantae; Streptophyta; Magnoliopsida; Zingiberales; Musaceae
Source: RefSeq, a predicted model, not a curated record
UGCGCUCCAAGAAAGACAGGGCGGCCGCAUGGAGAGGGUUGCGUUGCUCCGCUCCUUAUCCUGCUCCACCACGGCCUAUAGGCGCCUCCUCUUCCGGCCCCGCUCCGCGUCCCGACUCUUCUCAUCCAACCUCUGCCGGCCGCGGCCGCAGGAGCUGCAGCUCCGCGCCUUAUCCUGCUCCGGCGCUUCUCGAUGGCGGCCGGGUCCCGCCCCGCCCCUUCGCCUCAGACGACGCUUCUCUCCUUCCAUUCGGGCCAUUUCCACUUCCCCCUCGCCCGUCUCAAGAGGUGCGGAUAUAGAUAGCAGAAACGACAUAGCGGAGAAACUUGGAUUUGAAAUAAUCUCCGAACAAACAAUUAAUGAAUGCAAAGCUACUGCUGUAUUAUAUAAGCAUAAGAAGACUGGCGCAGAAAUUAUGUCUGUAUCAAAUGAUGAUGAGAAUAAAGUUUUCGGCAUUGUUUUCCGUACUCCUCCAAAGGAUUCAACAGGCAUACCUCACAUACUCGAACAUAGUGUGCUGUGUGGUUCCAGAAAGUACCCACUAAAAGAACCCUUUGUUGAAUUGCUAAAAGGUAGUUUGCAUACUUUUUUGAAUGCGUUUACAUAUCCAGACAGGACUUGUUAUCCAGUUGCUUCAACAAAUACAAAGGACUUCUACAAUUUAGUUGAUGUGUACUUGGAUGCUGUUUUCUUUCCUAAAUGUGUGGAGGACUUUCAAACAUUUCAGCAGGAGGGUUGGCAUUAUGAGCUUAACAAUCCUGAAGAAGAUAUAUCCUACAAAGGUGUUGUCUUCAACGAGAUGAAAGGAGUAUACUCUCAGCCUGAUAAUAUACUAGGCAGAGUUUCUCAGCAGGCCCUUUUCCCUGAAAAUACCUAUGGUGUUGAUAGUGGAGGUGAUCCAAAAGUCAUUCCGAAGCUUACAUUUGAAGAAUUUAAGGAUUUCCAUCAUAAAUAUUACCACCCUAGCAAUGCUAGGAUAUGGUUCUAUGGAGAUGAUGAUCCAAAUGAACGGCUACGUAUUUUAAGUGAAUACCUUGAACAAUUCGAAUCGAGUUCUGCCCCUAACGAAUCAAAGGUUCUACCACAAAAGCUGUUCAAGGAGCCAGUGAAGAUUGUAGAGAAAUACCCUGCUGGUGAUGGUGGUGAUCUCAAAAAGAAACACAUGGUCUGCCUUAACUGGCUUCUGUCUGAAGACCCCUUGGACUUGGAGACAGAGCUUACUCUUGGUUUUCUGGACCAUCUUUUGUUGGGAACACCAGCUUCUCCACUAAGAAGGAUCCUAUUAGAAAGUGGCCUGGGAGAUGCUAUUGUUGGUGGUGGAAUUGAAGAUGAACUUCUUCAGCCCCAGUUUAGUGUUGGACUAAAAGGUGUCUCUGAGGAUGACAUACAUAAGGUUGAGGAAUUGAUUAUGGGAACACUUAAAAGUCUAGCAGAGGAAGGUUUUGCACCUGAAGCUGUGGAGGCAUCCAUGAACACAAUUGAAUUCUCACUUAGGGAGAAUAACACGGGUUCAUUUCCUCGAGGCUUAUCUCUGAUGCUUCGCUCCAUUGGAAAGUGGAUAUAUGAUUUGGAUCCUUUUGAACCUUUAAGAUAUGAAAAGCCAUUGCAAUCUUUAAAAGCACGCAUAGCAGAAGAAGGAUCUAAAGCUGUUUUCUGCCCACUUUUAGAGAAAUUCAUCUUAAACAACCCUCACCGAGUCACAGUUGAGAUGCAGCCUGAUCCAGAUAAAGCUUCUCGUGAUGAAGUUGUUGAGAAGGAAAUCCUGGAUAAAGUUAAAUCCAGCAUGACGAAAGAAGAUCUUGCUGAGCUAGCACGUGCUACACAAGAGCUCCGCUUAAAGCAAGAAACUCCAGAUCCACCGGAAGCUUUAAGAUCGGUUCCUAGUCUGUCAUUACAAGAUAUUCCCAGGAAACCUAUACAUGUUCCCACAGAAAUUGGCGAAAUCAAUGGGGUAAAAGUUUUGCAGCAUGACCUUUUCACCAAUGACGUUGUUUAUUCAGAAGUUGUCUUUGAUAUAAGUUUGCUGAAGAAAGAACUUCUUCAACUAGUACCAUUAUUCUGUCAGUCUUUGCUAGAGAUGGGUACCAAAGAUAUGGACUUUGUGCAACUAAAUCAAUUAAUUGGGAGAAAGACAGGGGGAAUAUCAGUUUAUCCCUUUACAUCAUCUGUACGGGGAAAGGUAGAUCCAUGCACCCGUAUUAUUGUUCGAGGAAAAGCCAUGGAAGCAAGGGUUGAAGACCUAUUUAACCUGAUCAAUUGCAUUCUCCAAGAUGUUCAGUUCACUGACCAACAACGCUUUAGGCAGUUUGUUUCCCAAAGCAAAGCAAGAAUGGAGAGCCGAUUAAGAGGCAGUGGCCAUGGUAUUGCAGCUGCAAGAAUGGAUGCCAAGCUAAAUGUUGCAGGAUGGAUUGCUGAACAGAUGGGUGGUAUCAGCUAUUUUGAGUUUUUACAAGAUCUUGAAAAGAGAGUUGAUCAAGAUUGGGAAGGAAUUUCUUCUUCGCUUGAUGAGAUACGCAGAUCCCUGCUCUCAAGGAAAGGUUGCUUGAUUAAUGUCACUGCUGAUGGAAAAAAUCUUAUGAACUCCAUGAAAUUUCUAGAGAAAUUUCUUGAUUCAUUACCAAGUACUCCAUCCAUCGAGGUUGGCUCCUGGCAAUCUCAACUUCCUCCUGUAAAUGAAGCAAUCGUCAUUCCUACCCAGGUUAACUAUGUUGGGAAGGCUGGAAACAUAUAUGAAACAGGAUAUCAGCUCAGUGGUAGUGCCUAUGUCAUUUCCAAGCACAUUAGUAACACAUGGUUAUGGGACCGUGUUCGGGUUAGUGGUGGUGCAUAUGGAGGCUUUUGUGAUUUUGAUACUCAUUCAGGAGUCUUUUCAUAUUUAUCCUAUCGAGAUCCAAAUCUAUUGAAAACCCUAGACGUUUAUGAUGGGACAGACAGUUUCCUUCGUGAGCUAGAACUAGAUGACGAUACACUGACGAAAGCGAUUAUUGGUACUAUUGGAGAUGUGGAUGCAUACCAGCUUCCAGAUGCAAAAGGUUAUAGCAGUUUAAUGCGAUACUUAUUGGGUGUGACGGAGGAGGAACGUGAAAGAAGGCGUGAAGAGAUCCUUUCAACCAGUCUGAAGGACUUCAAGGAGUUUGCAGAUGCCAUUGAAGCAGUGAAGAACAGUGGUGUCGUGGUUGCUGUUGCAUCACCUGAAGAUGUAACUAGGGCAAAUACCGAGCGGUCGGGAUUUUUCGAAGUUAAAAAAGUUCUGUGAGUGUAAUUUUUGGCAUUAUCAGCAACCAGUACCGUUUCAGAAGGUGGAUGCCAGUGUGAGUUCUUCCAGAUACAAAGAUCUAAUAACUGCCCAAGGGUAUCCAUAAACAUGGGGAUCUGCACCAGCGUUAAUCCGAAGCACAACCAUGGUAACAAAGAAAAUUACAUAAAACCUUGUAGCUGGCGACUCCUAGUUUUUUUCUUUUUUCUCUUAGAAUGCAUUGACCAUUCCAUAAUUUAUUUGGAAAUUAAUUAAUUAAUUAGAAACUUGGGUCAGGAUGUCGCUAUUAGUUAGAUCUUUGAUGGAAGUGCAUUACUACAUAUAUCAGUGUUCCAUUUCCACUGUCAUCAAAUACGGAAAUCUUGGAAAAGCAACUGCAUUUGUGUCCUGCAAAGAGCUUGUAAUAUACGUUUAGAUUUAUCUGAAGUAUAUAUCCUUGUUAAUUA